AGGGCGGCUAUUUGGAACUACACAGAGCUGGAGAAUGUCAGGCAGCCGUGUGUACAGGACAAGCCGUAGCUGCGCGGAGCUCCGGGGCCGGCUGUUGCCGGUGAAGGAUGGGGCGCCGGACACAGGGGACAGUGACGGGGGCAGCGACGGCCCUGACGACUCCGAUCCUGAGUUCCUGGACGCAGAUGAAAUAGAGAGAGGAGCCAUACAAGUGAAGUCCUGGCGGGUGCCGAGCACUAGAGUAAUAAUUAAAGAGUACGUAGUGAACGGGUCUUUUCCACUUGAUGAUCCAUGGUGGACUGUCACUGUAAAAGUGAAACCGCAUAAGUCAGAGUACGUAGCCAUAGGCCUACCAUCAUAUGAACUGGAGGAUGACAGCCUCGGAGAAGCAUCCAUCCUUCCACUGUUUCUUAAGCAAUGCAAUGUGCCAGAGGAGUUCAGGAAGGAUUUCAUGGACUGGCUACCACAACACUCUACCGUUUCUUUUAGCAUAUUGAAGGAGCUGGCAAAUGACUUUAAGAUGGCAGAAGGGAAAAAUAUCCUCCCAUACCUGGAAAAUUCUAUUGCUGGAGGAUUUGCAUUUCUGUCAUUAGAAGUUCCCAUGGUGCUGAAAUAUUUACCAAAACUUUUACCUUCCAAAAUAAGAAGUUUGUUCAUGGUAGAUGCUAAUGAUCAGAAGUCCUUUAAAGAAUCUCCAUGCAGCAUCUUGUAUGACAUUGAGGAAAUGUUGGAUAGUGAUCCUUGGAAACUUGGGUUUGGCAUGAUACUUUAUCGAAAGUUGCACAUUUGUGGCUGUGAGGCAACAUGGGAAAAUUUUCUCCAGUGUGAAGAUCUCCUGGAAAGGAUCCCACCCUUGAAUAAGAAUGCAUUGAUUAUCUACAACGAGUUAAAGAAGAAAUGCAUGGAGCUAGGAGACACGUAUGUAGACCUCUCUGACCUUACUAACGCAGUUACUAAUGCGCAGCUCAUGUCAGUUGAAACUGCAUGGCAGGCCUUAGAGUUUCUGAAGGAACAUGAAAUUGUGGUGAUUGAGCAGAAGAGAAUCUUCCUGUAUAACUGGUACUGCUAUGAAGUGAGCAUUGCCGAAUACUUUCAGAAGAUAGUAACGCGUAAAACCUGGAAUCUUCACAUUGAUGCAAAUGAUAUAUUUGAAGAUAAUCUGGCAGAUGACCAGGACACUUUACACAGUGAGACUGCGGCGCAUUGCUCUGCCAAUGGUGAAGGAUCGGAUGAAUGUGCCGCUACAGAGCCGAAGUGUCCAACAGAGCUGGACGCUGAGCAAAAGAAGGCAGUGAAAAUGAUCCUGGCAAACCCAGUGACUGUUAUAAGUGGCAAGGGUGGGUGCGGGAAGACCACAGUUGUAAGUCGAGUGUUCAAGUGCAUGAUGAUGAAGGAGAAUGAUGAAGUUGAACAGGCUUGUAAAGCCCUUGAAGAAGACAUUGAUGCUUCAGAGGAAUGGUUUUGUGACACCACAGCCUCCAGCACCAACCACGACGACGCUAUACGUGUUUUGCUUACUGCACCCACAGGAAAAGCUGCUUCUCUACUAAAGAAAAAAACUGGCCUUCAUGCUGCCACCUUGCAUCAGGUGACAUGCAGUUAUUCUGCCUGGCGGAAACUAGACAAUGAUGACUUAAAAUGGAAGUUUUCCCAAGUGGAGGCAUUGGUGGUGGAUGAAGCCAGUUUGGUGUCUGUUCGUAUGUUUAGUGCAGUGCUGAAACUGUUAUAUACUCAUGGAAAACUGGCAAAACUUGUCAUACUGGGUGAUGUCCGCCAGUUGCCAAGUAUAGAGCCAGGAAACAUGCUGGCAGAUGUGUUUGCUGCCCUGAGUAGACUGAAUUGGGCGAUUGAGCUGAAGACUAACCACAGGGCAGAGUCCCAGCUCAUUGUAGACAAUGCUACAAGAAUCUCUGGUCAAUGCUGCGUGGAAUUUGAUGCAUAUGUGCACAUUGAUGGGCAUUCGAGCACAGAAAUGGCCACUAAAGAGAAUAAAUUCAUUCUGAUUUCCCUGGCUGGUGACACUGAUUUGAGCACUGCUAUAAUAACAUUACUGAAGAAUGGUCCAGGUUUAGAGGAUGAUAAACAUUCACAGUUUAUAGCAUUCAGGAGGAAUGAUUGCCUGUUGAUCAAUGAUCUUUGCUGCAGACAUUACUCAGAGCAUACAAUCAAGAAUCAGAAGUCCAGGUUUGAGUUUAGAUGUGGUGAUAAGGUUUGCUGCACUAAAAAUGCCUAUGUCAAGGAUCUUCUCUCCAGACCCAGGAACUGUAGCAAAGAAUCCAACAAGGCCUGUUCAGAUGGAAAAGUCACAAUCAGUCAGCUUCAGCGGGAAGAAGCUAGAUUACCAUUGGACACUGGUGUACCUGAAGGAGGGGACCAAGCGAAGAUGGAUGUAGACGAACAUGACAGAAUCUGUAAUGGAGAAAUAUUUUUUGUAGUUGAUGAUGUGGAAAAAGUUAAAAUUCGAGAAUUAACUUUAUCUGAUGGAGAAGAUAGAACGUACACCCUGAAUUAUAAAGCACUUCGAAGUCGCAGUGGUUUACAGCAUGCUUGGGCUCGAACGAUACAUACAUUUCAGGGUUCAGAAGAGGAUACUGUUGUAUAUGUUCUUGGCACUGCUGGCAGGCAGAAUUGGAAACACGUAUAUACUGCAGUAACAAGAGGCUGCAAGCGUGUUUAUAUAAUUGCCAGGCAAGACCAGCUCGACAGGGCAAUCUCCAAUAAAGCCCGUGAUAGAAAGACCCGAUUAACGCAGCGUCUGAAAGAUAACCUGCCACAGCCAACAGCCAUGCCUUCUGCAGAUCCACAGAGCAGUCAGGCAGCAAAAGAGCAGGGACCUGAUGUCACAUGGACUUCACAUUCAGUACCCUACACACAGCUUAAAUCGCCACCUCGCUUUUCUCGCCCACCUGCGCCUACAACCCCAGCAGCAGGUUCAUCUACCACAGGUAUUGGUGACGGGCAAGAACGUCAGCACAACAUAGUGUCUACACCAACUGACAACUUGCAAGGCUGUGUUCUGGAGGUGUCCCCUUCACAGAAGAGGACAGGAGUUCCUGGGGAUGAUUUUGAAACUCCUAAAAAGACUAAAGUGGAGAACAACAACAAGGACACGACACAAGAAUCUCCUGAUAGUCAAAAACUCCAGCUCCUGAGUCUCCAGAGUCCCUGUCACAAGAAGCUGUUCAGCCCCUAAAUCUGAAAAACAUGGAAGCUCGGACCAGUAACUAGCACUGAGUAGAGCAGCGACAGCAGGCAGCAUCUGGUUUAAGGCAGGAAACGCACAUGCAUUUUUUUUUUUAGGCCAAGUCGUUCCUUUAUAUUUCCAUUUCUAUUAAAUCCACUCCGGUGUUUGGCUUGAAAAACUGUAUGUGGGAUUCCCCAUCCUGUCAGGACUAUAGUAGAGUUUCCUCUAUUACUUUUUUGCACUUCUGUUUAUGCAACUAUUCUUGAUGUUUGUUUUAACAGAUUUUUUUUUUUUUAUAGAAAAUAAGAAAUCUGGUCUUAAAUGGAAUCUGUAUCCAGUUUUAUGGUGUCCUGAGUAAGGGUAACAUUUUCUAGUGACAGUUCUCCAUGUUCCCCAGUGUUGGGUCACUUUCUUAAAUUGAUGAAGCCCAAAUCUUAUAUUAAACAGCUCCAGCGCAUGCCACUGAGUCCCCAUAUUCAUUGGCUCAUGGCUGUCCCCGCCCACCUGCUGCUGAUUCAUAUGGAAAAAACUGUCAACCAGAGGCAGGU
This is a messenger RNA of Bufo bufo (common toad), 3732 nucleotides long. RefSeq names its product DNA helicase B (gene HELB). The record is from RefSeq and is a predicted model, not a curated record. Lineage: Eukaryota; Metazoa; Chordata; Amphibia; Anura; Bufonidae. The transcript is spliced from 14 exons. The coding region runs from base 35 to 3193 and encodes 1052 amino acids.